AACUGGAUAUCAGCUGAGAGACGCUCACACUCUGCCAGCAUCAGAGUAGUGCAGAGGUGAAGAAUCAACUAAAUUUCCAAAAGUAAACACAAUGAAAAUCAUCCAAAGCCGGCUCUGGUCUUUUGUGUUUCUACAAAGUUUCCUUACUGGAAAUUUAGUUGAUUCUUCAGCUCUGCCCUCCGCUGCCAACCCAGUACCCGUCAUGACCCUGGUGGGGAGCCAGGUGGUCCUUCCCUGCAGCUGGAAGGACUCCCAGAAAGAAAUGUCAGCGUCCGGCUGCCACAUCCAGUGGAUGACUCCGCCGUACACCGUGUUCGAACAACUUGGAGAAGACAGGUGGCAGGCGGCGGAGUACGAGGGCCGGGUGGAGGUGCCUCUGGAGAAACUCAACUCCGGGGAUUGUUCCCUGAUCAUCAAGGAUGUUCAGAUCGGAGACACGGGGAGAUACGAGAGUUUCCUAGUGGUGGAUGGCGUGAGGUCCCAAAAGAGCAGAGUUUUCAUUCAGAGUGUUAAACUAUCUGUGACAGACCACAAAUCCCAGAAGAGUCUUUACCCAGGGGACGACCUGGUUUUGAAGCUGUACACCCCCCACUCAUUUGCAGUGGUCUUCCAGAGCAGGAACAGUUCAGAGUGGGUGAACUUGUGGAAGAGAGGGGAUGAGAACGACAAACGCAUAGAAAAACAUCAUCAGCUUGAACAAUUAACGAUAAAGAAUCUUCAAUACUCUGAUGAAGGAAUAUACAAAGUUUUGGAUGAGGACGACCUCUCUGUCAGCACCAUCCAGCUGUACAUAACGGAAAACUCCCCGUCGUCGAGAAUCCAAGAAAAGCAGCAAAAAAUUCUGACAGAUUCUGCUGCUACAAGCAGCUGUUCAGCUCUCCUCUUGUCUGUUCUGCUCUCGUGUUUACAAAUUAUUCAUCUUCACUAAGACAUAUUUUUCUGCAGUGCAACUGGACAAUAUCUACAGAAAUUAGCACUUUAUGACCAGCAGACAGAGAGCAUUUGUAAGUAGAAGUAACAACAAGCCUUGUAAUCUUACGCAAGCUGAAACACCUUCAUUAAUAGUCUGGUCCAUUUCUGAUGCUCAACAUUUUAUAAAUGUCAUCGUGUGUUUUUCAAAUUGAAUAUUUGCUUAUGUGCUGGAGAUUGCUUUCAUUGUCAUUCAAAAGAACCAUCUUUUAGUUGAUGUUAAUGAAAAAUAUUGCUGCGAUAUGACAGUCCCUUUUACUAUUUAAUUCAUCAAAACUCACUUAUAUUUGGCUAUUUUGCAGUUUCUCAAAAAAAAAAACAAAAAAAAACAACAAAUAAAAUGUCAAAGCUGCCAAUUAACUUAAAAAGAUGCAGACUGAUACAUCAGUUAAUUUCAAGAAGUAAAAACUAAGACCUAAGACCUGUAUUAGGGGAGUUUUCAUCUGUCUAGCAGCAGAAAUGUUCUUUUUUAUAUAUUCCAACUGUUUCGCACGUUUGCAAAGUAUUCAUUGAGCCAUUAAAAAUGUUUGGUUCCAGUUACAACAUUUUAUGAACCACUGCUUGCAAAAUGAUAUAGUUCUGUUUGAGAUAUUGUUUUUAUAUCUAUAGAAGGUAUGUCUACAUAUUUAAACUACCCAACAUAUAGCUUUAAAAGGGUGUUUUGGUCUUUGCCUUCUUUCUAUUACAUACCAACUCUAUAAUCAAAUCAAAAUUCAGUGUAAUCAACAUGAGAAACCUAGCUAAUUUCCUAGUUAAUAAAAAAAUGUUUGUUAGUUUUAAAGUGUGGUUUUAUUACGGGACAUGAGCAGUUAAUUUAGGGUUAGAGAGGCUGAAGCUACUGAUUAUUCUGAGAUAGACCAGUUUUUUUAGAUUUUUUUUUUAGUUGUACCAAUUUGUGAUUUUAUAAAUAAAAAAACUGUUAAAAUUAUAAACAAAGCUUAUUCAAAACUGUUUGACUGCAUUUGUAGAAAACCUUAAAAUUUUCGAAGCAAAUAAAGUUAAUUAGAAAUAGACAUGUGUGAUCUCAUAUCUGUAAAAUAUAUUUAUUAUUUAAUUUAAAUCAAAUAAAAGAAUAAUAAAAAAAACCUUUUUUGUUCUUUAUUCAUUUUUAACUCAUUCAGUUAGGUUACAUGGGAAUGGCUUAAUACACACGUUCACAGGAAACGAUGCAACACAAAGGACAAAGAAACAAAGACAUGCUGCAACUUGAAUAAUCUUUUCGUCCAGGACUUCCUUCACACUGAAACCCAAUACAUCCUCCAAGUUAUCGGCUUGCUCUUUGUGAACAAAUCAGGUUUAGUAAAUGGUUACUGGUAGUCUUUCUCCAUUUGCCUUUUUGUAUAUUUUUGCUGGUUCUUCUGUUAUCUUUUUAAAUAAAGCCAAUUUCACCUGCUUUUUAGAUGUUUCAUAUCCACUUUGACAAAAAAAAAAAA
Poecilia latipinna (sailfin molly) is the source of this 2402-nucleotide messenger RNA. It is a transcript of the gene igldcp, whose product is annotated as Ig-like domain-containing protein. The transcript has 7 exons. NCBI's taxonomy places the organism in Eukaryota, Metazoa, Chordata, Actinopteri, Cyprinodontiformes, Poeciliidae. The record is from RefSeq and is a predicted model, not a curated record. The coding region runs from base 92 to 928 and encodes 278 amino acids.